Molecule: messenger RNA, 2156 nt
Organism: Mizuhopecten yessoensis (Yesso scallop)
Lineage: Eukaryota; Metazoa; Mollusca; Bivalvia; Pectinida; Pectinidae
Product: 3-hydroxyacyl-CoA dehydrogenase type-2-like
Exons: 5
Coding region: 44-820 (258 amino acids)
Biological process (GO): estrogen metabolic process; androgen metabolic process; fatty acid metabolic process
Cellular component (GO): mitochondrion
Molecular function (GO): estradiol 17-beta-dehydrogenase [NAD(P)+] activity
Source: RefSeq, a predicted model, not a curated record
ACGGAGGUGUGUACAUACAACAGACUUCGGCAACACGAGGAACAUGUCAGCCGGCAAGCUAAAGGGUCUUGUGACUGUAGUGACAGGGGCUGCAUCAGGACUGGGAAAGGCCACAGCCACCAGAUUUGCGAAACAAGGAGCCAGAGUUGUCCUUGUUGACUUGCCAAAUUCAGAUGGAAGACAAGUUGCUGAAUCUUUGGGUGAAAACUGUGUUUUCAAAGCAGCAGAUGUAACUAAGGAGGAAGAUGUAGCGGGUGUGAUGACUUGUGCAGAGUCCAAAUUUGGAAGGUUAGAUGUGGCUGUCAACUGUGCUGGGAUCGGAAUAGCAGUGAAAACAUUUAGCAGAAAGCAUGGACUGCAUUCAUUGGACCAAUUCUCUAGGGUCAUUCAGGUGAAUACAGUGGGAUCGUUCAAUGUGAUGCGAAUGAGUGCAGAGCUGAUGGCGAAGCGUCAAUGUUCAGAGUUAGAACAGCGUGGGGUCCUCAUCAACACAGCUAGCGUGGCAGCCUUCGACGGUCAGGCCGGACAGGCAGCUUACUCGGCCAGUAAGGGUGCCAUUGUGGGGAUGACCCUCCCCAUCGCUCGUGACCUUGCCUUCUUGAAUAUUAGAGUUUGCACCAUUGCUCCAGGUCUGUUUGAUACCCCACUGUUGGCCUCUCUACCUGAGAAGGUUCGCACGUUUCUGUGCGGCACCAUACCCUUCCCACCACGCCUUGGUGACCCGGAUGAGUACGCCCACAUGUGCCAGGCCAUUGUAGAAAACGAAUACAUGAACGGAGAAGUGAUCCGGCUAGAUGGGGCUCUAAGGAUGAUGCCUUGAUUCCAUAUUGUUGAUUUCAGAUUUGAACAUUGAAAGCUACAGCCAUCUUUCAUAUCUGAUAAUAAAUGAAUACAUGACCAUAAUGAAUUUAAAUUUGGGAAAUAUUUAUGUUACAUUAAUUUACAAAAGCAGACAAUCAAGUGGUCUGUUGAUUUUGUUCAAAUCCAUACAAACAAAAAUUGUUAAAAUAACUAUUUCAUAAAUUAGAAGCUGAAAAGCAUACAAUAUAAUGGGAUUUUUUUUGCCACAUCUUCAUUUUUGCCUUUUUUGCCAUCCGUAAUGAGGGCAACUUUAUCAUGGCAGUGAAAAAAAGUACACAUGUAUAUAGGAAUAGCAUGUAAAUGGCAAAAACAACACUGCAUGUAUUUGCUACAGUAUUUACGGUAAAUAAGGUAUUAGUUUACUCUAAGCUUAUAAAGAUGUCUCUUUACUGUAAACUUAUAUAAAUGUAUGUAUGUAAAGGAAAUUGCGACAUGGUUAAUUAAUGUCAAAUUUAUAAAAUGACACAAAAUAAUGCAAAAUUAUCAAAUUGCUAUCAGAUGUCUACAUGAGCCAUCAUUUGUGUACUACAAGGUCAAGCUUGAGUUAUGAAAAUGGAAGGAAAUUUUUAUGUUGAUUCUUUAAUAAUCUUGCCACACAUUUAGAUCAUGAAUUAUUGUUAUUUCAAAUGUUCUAAUAUUGAUUGUGAUGGCACUGUGUGUUAUAAUAUUUUACUGACCAUACAGUAAUACGAUAGGAUGUUAUAUGGAGUGUGAACUGUGAUGGCGUGUACAACAUGUCCGUGUAAUUUGUACUGGUGUGUAACUGAAUCUGGGGUCUAAUGAUUAUACAUGUCAUGGAUGAUAUGUCUUAACAGGGGGAAAUCUAACGCCAUGCAUUAAGUGCUACUGAGAUGUGAAAACUAUUUAAAGAGUGUGUGUAUAAAUCUGCAAGACAUGGGUAAUAUCACGAGGUUUGGACUGUUUUUAUAAAACCAGAGUAUCAUGUGAGCUAUUUAUUGCUAUCUGCUUUUGUCCAGCAACUGUUUACAUUUUCACAAAUUCUAAAUUCAAAGUUACAAGACCAAAUUUAGCUGAAAUAGAAGUAUACGGUCCUGACAAAUUCUUGUGAUAUUUGGUCAAUCUGAAAUCCAAUAUGGCCACUAUGGCAGAUAGUUUAAAACAAAAAUACAUGUGUUCUGAAUUAAAUCACAACUUCAGCUGAACCAAUUAUUCCAAAAAUAUGGAAAUGAUAAGUGUAUGGCCAUUGAAAAAAUUGGUUAAUGUUUUUUGUUAUAAAAAUGAUCGAAAUUGUCAGAGCAAUUUAGUACUUGUAAAUGCAUGAAACGUAUGUGCAU